Hypoxylon fragiforme is the source of this 1903-nucleotide messenger RNA. Its product is annotated as putative maltose permease. Gene Ontology annotation, biological process: carbohydrate transport; transmembrane transport. The record is from RefSeq and is a predicted model, not a curated record. Gene Ontology annotation, cellular component: membrane. The transcript is spliced from 8 exons. NCBI's taxonomy places the organism in Eukaryota, Fungi, Ascomycota, Sordariomycetes, Xylariales, Hypoxylaceae. The coding region runs from base 1 to 1587 and encodes 528 amino acids. Gene Ontology annotation, molecular function: carbohydrate:proton symporter activity.
AUGUCGAUGGAUCAAGAUCGGGUGUGGACCCUGAAAGACCACUGGAGGGCGAUGGUCGCGAUAGUACUGGUGUCCUUGAGUUCUUUCCAGUAUGGUCUCGACUUUGGAAUCAUCGGUGGUCUCCAAGCCAUGGUUCCGUUCCUCAAGGUCUUUGGGAAAGAAGACCCCACAACCCCCUUGGGAUACAACCUCCAGACCGACCGCCAGCAACUCAUCGCGUCCCUAAUGGUGCUAGGUGCCUUCGUGUCUUCCUGUUCGGCUGGCUUCACGGCCCAGUAUGUCGGUCGCAAGAUGUCGCUGUGGAUAGCGUGUGUGGGUGUCUUCGUCUCGACGGCACUCAUGCAGGCAACCACUGUGAUAGGGGGCUUGUACGCGGGCAGAGUCAUACUCGGUCUGGCUAAUGGGCUGUUAAUGACGCAUUCUCAAUUAUAUGAUAUACACACGCAACUAACCAACACACAACAGAUCCAGGAAAGUGUUCCCGGAAAGUACAGAGGCUUAGGCAUCUCUUUCCUCACCUACUGGGUUUCCGUCGGCACCCUAAUCGGCACCAUCGUCGACAACUUCGCCGCCAAGAUCCCCAACCGCAACGCCUACAUCAUCCCCCUAGGAAUCGUGCACAUCGUCCCGGGCAUCCUCGCCAUCGGCCUCUUCUUCAUCCCGGAGUCGCCCCGCUGGCUCGCCGCCACCGGCAAAUGGGGGAAGGCGGAGCGCGCCCUCGAACGCCUGCGCCCUGACGGGUGGCCCGUCGCCCAGGAGUUCGCGGAGAUGAGGACGGCGCUCGAGGCGGAGGCUGCGCUGCAGUCGAGUAUCGGGUACCUGGAUCUCUUCAAGAACCCGAUCGACAGUCGCAGGACGACGGUUGCGGUGUGUGCGCUGACUAGUCAGGCGGCGUCGGGGUCUAUGUUUGUUAUUUCUUACGGAACCUACUUCUUCGAAAUGGCAAACGUAGGAAACGCCUUCGAGAACUCCUGCAUCCUCACCGGUGUCGGCGUAGUCGCAAUGGCUGCCACCGCCUUUACGAUCACCAAGUUCGGCCGUCGACGCGUGAUGAUGACGGUCGGGUUUACCUGCGCGGGUAUAUCUCAGCUGGUCAUAGCCAUCAUCUACACGAUCUCACCGAAUACGCAAAGUUCUGGCAAAGCGUUGGUGGGCAUGAGUAUAUUGUAUAUUGCUGCUUGUUCCAUGAUCGCCCCGUACGCAUGGCUUAGUGGUGGCGAGCUCUCCUCGCAACGUCUGCGUUCGCAUACGUUCGGUCUAGCUACCGGAAUUGGAUUCUUCUUUGCGUGGCUUACCACUUUCACCGCCCCCUACUUCAUCAACCCCGAGUCUCUGAACUGGGGCCCUAAGUACGGCUACAUAUGGACCGGCUGCUGCGCGAUCGCAGGUCUCUGGAUCUUUUUCUUCCUGCCCGAGGUCAAGGAUCGGACUUUGGAGGAGAUUGAUGAGAUGUUCGAAGCCCAAAUCCCCGCUCGCGGCUUCCGCCACUACCGCUGCACUGGCACUCACAUUGCGCUUGAGAAGGCCAAGGCAGAGCAUAUUGCAGAGCAUAUUGAGCAUGCUGAGCGAGGAGAGGGAAAGAUGUGAGAAGAUAACUAGUGCCUACAACACAACUACUCGUGCCUAUCUGCGUGGGUAGGUACGUACGUACGUACGUAUCUAACCUACCAAGGUAAGUAAGUACAUAGGGGGUCUGGCCGUAAACCACGCCAGCGAACUGUGGUUCAUUCGUGAGUAAGUGCGGGAAAGGAGGAAAGGAUUCGAAAGCAUGUUGGCACUCUUUUAUAUUUACCUAGGUACUUACCUAGGCAGACAGAUACCCAUAUAAGAACAGUCCUUUACAGCUACUAGCCUAACCUCCAUGAGACAAGAUUAUAAGUAACAUUUAACUACCACGAAAACA